Fusarium vanettenii 77-13-4 is the source of this 1140-nucleotide messenger RNA. RefSeq lists its product as uncharacterized. The coding region runs from base 1 to 1140 and encodes 379 amino acids. Gene Ontology annotation, molecular function: protein binding. Lineage: Eukaryota; Fungi; Ascomycota; Sordariomycetes; Hypocreales; Nectriaceae. The transcript has 3 exons. The record is from RefSeq and is a predicted model, not a curated record.
AUGGCAUCUUCUGCGCCGUCACCGAAAUCGAUCCUCCGCGGUCACAAAUCACAAGUGCACGCCGCACUCAUUGUGUGGAAGCUUGGCGAGGCGGAUGAGGAACGUCUCAGCAAGGCGCUACCGGUGGAGGAUGUUGCAGAGCCUAGGGCGCAGCCUUGGAUGCUUCAUCUUCUUGAAGUGAAUACCCUCAACUUUUGCGCUUUUGCCGCUACUUCUACCGCGCCCGGUUCUUUCGACGCCGCUUCUGAGAUUUUCAUCGCCGUGCCCAACACUUUGGCCUCUGACGCUAUUGACAUAUAUACAUUACCGUCGCAAAUGCGGGUGCAUACUCUCAAGGCCAAGGAUAAGACGGGCAUGGCCAUGUGUCUUGCUCUCCUCCAUCACAACGACGCUCUCACACUCAUCGCCGCGUUCGAGAAUGGAUACACCACCGUUCAACGUCUCGAGUCCGAUGGUCAAUGGACGACGACAUACCACUCCCAAGCUCAUUCGCAACCUGUUUUAUCCUUGAGCGUGUACCAAGAUUACUUUAUCACUUCCAGCGCAGAUUCCAUCAUCGCCAAGCAUCCCAUUCCAUCAGACCUCUUUUUCCCCAUCGAGAACACCGAACCACAAAACAGCACUGAACGAGUCGUUGAAAUCAUAGACGAGGAACCUAAAGCUCCCAAGUCUCUUUUAUCAGCGGCCCUAAAAGGCUCACCCUCACAGAGGGAGUCGGCUCCGCCUCGAAAAGGUGUUCCCUGGAAAGAUCCUCUCAAAACCAUCAACACCAAGCAUUCCGGCCAGCAGAGUCUCUCCAUACGCUCCGACGGAAAGAUAUUCGCCACGGCAGGCUGGGACUCCAAGGUUCGGGUGUAUUCAGCCAAGACGAUGAAGGAGCUAGCAGUGUUGAAAUGGCAUCAAGUAGGAUGCUAUGCCGUUGCUUUUGCUGAUGUUACCAUUUCGGAAGCAAAAGAGAAGGAGAAUCAACAAGCAGAUGAGCCAGAAAGCCAAAACCAAAGUAUCGUGAGUAAAAGAACCGGUUCUCUCAUUCGAACGGGUCUCAGUGUCAAGGACCAGCGAAUAGCCACGGCAAGAAAAACGCAUUGGAUUGCAGCUGGUGCCAAAGACGGCAAAAUCAGCCUAUGGGACAUAUAUUGA